Molecule: messenger RNA, 592 nt
Organism: Papaver somniferum (opium poppy)
Lineage: Eukaryota; Viridiplantae; Streptophyta; Magnoliopsida; Ranunculales; Papaveraceae
Exons: 3
Coding region: 69-536 (155 amino acids)
Biological process (GO): regulation of DNA-templated transcription
Cellular component (GO): nucleus
Molecular function (GO): DNA-binding transcription factor activity; sequence-specific DNA binding
Source: RefSeq, a predicted model, not a curated record
AAAAAAAUAGGAGUCCAAGAUACUAAGCCAGAAUACUUGAGAGAAAGCUCGUCGGCUAGCUAGCAGAGAUGGUGUGCAGAGUGGAAAGGAAUCAAAAGGGUUUGCAAAGAAAACUUCGAAUUCUUCGUGACCUAACCGGUUCAAAAUCGGUGAGGAUGAAUUCAAUCAUUUUGGAUGCCUUUGACUAUAUCAAACAGUUGAAACUCAAAGUUGAAGCUCUCAACAAUCAAUAUCUUCACCUAAUCAGCCGUAAUCAUCCGCCCACGCAGGAGGUAAAGGUCGAGAGGAUCGGCAAUACUGGUUUUCUGGUGAAGGUGAAUUGCAAGAAAGAGAAGGAUUUGAUGGUGCCAAUAUUAGAAAGUUUUGAUGAAAAAGGUCUUAAUGUGCUUCAACUCAAUGUGUCAUGCAACCAAUCCUCAUUUUGUAUGGAAGCUAUCAUUGAAGAUGUAAAUUGUGAAAAUUCAAAUUGUCUAGAUGUUAGAGAUGUAACGGAGACUGUUUUACAGGCCUUGAGAGGCAAACUUGGAGAAAUAUAACCAAGCAUACUGCCGCGUCCUUAUCGAUGAUAUAUACUUAUGAUUUUAGCUCGCAA